Messenger RNA from Exophiala mesophila, 1638 nucleotides. RefSeq lists its product as uncharacterized. Lineage: Eukaryota; Fungi; Ascomycota; Eurotiomycetes; Chaetothyriales; Herpotrichiellaceae. The transcript has a single exon. The record is from RefSeq and is a predicted model, not a curated record. The coding region runs from base 138 to 1427 and encodes 429 amino acids. Gene Ontology annotation, biological process: CENP-A containing chromatin assembly; chromosome segregation.
CGAAGCAGGUAUUUGCCAAGCCUCGCUUAACCUUCCUAAUUCAGUAUGGCAUCUUGUUUGUUUACAAUGACGCUUCGAGCAGACCAGCAGGCUCGACUUCAACUUCUAAUACACAGUGUUCUUUCAUUUUGGCAGUCAUGGCCUCAAAGGCCCUUUACAAACUGUCGCGAGAUGCGAUCGUGGAUCUUGCUAUUCAAUGGACCACCUCAACCAACCCGUACCUUGCCGGGAACCGAGGGUUCGACGAAGCCGAAGAAGAAGACUACCUGCAUGCGCCGGCCGAAGACAUUGGAGCGUUGAACGACUUUUGGAAAAAUUUGAAAACAGAUCCAGACGAGCUCAGCAAGAGAGAUGUUAUUGAUCGAAUUGUUGAUGGGGACUGGAGACGAGGCUUGACUUUACAACAAUAUGCCAUGAUUGAUAUGGCGCACCUCGAGGCAAACGAUACCGCAUUGAGGUGGAGUGCACUCAAAUUAGUGCCACUUGAGUCAGAAGACAAACAAAUCGCACAAGACGAAGGGGACCGGGGCAGAAAGAGACGGAAGCUGAGCCAUGAUACUUCUGAGGCUGAUUACCCACACAUUUCCGCUCCUACCUUCCUCGCCUCACUACGCAGCGAGAUCUCUCCACUCGUCAAGGCACACUAUCAUCUACACCGACUACCAGCACCAGAUGACAUGUCUAUCAUCCGAUUGUUUAUUAGCACAGGAACAGCUUUCACUCCGCGGGGGGCGCGAGUACCCCGAAGAGCAAGGCAUGCUACAGACAGCGGAAGAGUUAUGUAUAUCGCACUUCCAGGAGGGUGUCCCUACAUCUACGUGUCGGUUUCUGGAUCCAAAAGCUCUCCUAGACAGUCAAAAGGUAUGCAUGACAGUUCAGGUAGCCUGUCAGCCAAGUUAGACCUUGUGGCAACCAAAAGAAUUAUCCUCGAAGCGAUCCCCAAAGCAUUGUCACGUGCGCAGCAAAGAUGGGCUUUGGAACCAACUAAAUUGACAACCAAAUCUCUUCGCACGAUCAGAAACUUGAAAGGGAAUGGAAGACCAGGCACGGGCGGAGGGGCAUACAGUGUUUAUCAUCUGGAUGCACAAGUCCAAGCAGAAAAAACCACCAGCCAAGUCCUACCACCGAAAUCUCGAAUUGAAGCAAAGUCUGAGGACGUGGAAAUCCGAUUCGGACCCGAAAACAACUCUCAGCAUUGUGCAUUGGAUCAUUUUCAUGUCACAAUUCAAGAUGCCCAAAAGAAAUCAGUGGAGCAAGAUUCAAGGCCAGCGCAAGACGAAUCAGCACAAGUUAAUCUGAAUUUCUCUGGCAGCGAUGUCUUUCAUGGAUUGCGCCAGAUGGCGAUGAUGGGCUCUAGCUAUAUGAACCUUUCAAAGGUUCCAUGUUGGAUGACGGGCGAGAUGGGCGUGAGCAGUUUCAAGGUCUAGACAUUUGGAGCGGGCUUGUGUUCGUGGAAUGAGUGCUAUGACGAGACGAAUGUGAUGACCUUGAUACCCGAUCUUGAAUCUCCUGGGCAAUGGUUGGAGUCUACCUGUGGAGGCUGAUGAGAGGAAGGUACCAACCUAGAUAGAUAUCUACUUAGGUACCGUACUUGCAUGUACAUACGGAUGCACUUGCAGUCGAUCAGCAUUGCUAAUC